Molecule: messenger RNA, 4353 nt
Organism: Verruconis gallopava
Lineage: Eukaryota; Fungi; Ascomycota; Dothideomycetes; Venturiales; Sympoventuriaceae
Exons: 3
Coding region: 318-4277 (1319 amino acids)
Biological process (GO): early endosome to late endosome transport
Cellular component (GO): early endosome; late endosome; transport vesicle
Molecular function (GO): phosphatidylinositol binding; SNARE binding; guanyl-nucleotide exchange factor activity
Source: RefSeq, a predicted model, not a curated record
AUCAGCUUGGCUCUUCGCAUCCCCACACUUUGACCUACUCCGGGCAAUCGACUACGCCUUCAUCUUCCGAGUCGCCAAUGACCAAAUAAUAGGCCCAGAACAUCAAGAUAUCGGCUACAUAACUUUAGGUCUUACUUCUCCUUGGUUCCUGCGCCACGACGUGGAAACAGUUAGGCAUCAGUCAAUAGGCUCUGCGAUUGUGCAUUCUACCCACCGUUUGAUUCGUCGCUGGUUUGUUUGGCACCACAUCUGUGAGGCCAUCGUGCCUCUAGUUCCACAUCAGGGCACAGUGGCUUCCGUCCGCAGAUGUCGCAUGAAUGCAACCGCUAAACCCAUUCCUACGGGCCUUCUUUCGGAGCACUCUUCCCACGCAGUGUUCGCCCGUACAGCACUACGUCCUCCUCGUACCAUCAACGGAACUACUGCUGACCUCCCGCGAUCGCGAGACGCAUGUUUUAUAUUCGGACCUCGCAACCAACGAGGAGUUCCUCGCUAGCCAUGUCCUCCGAAUACCUGGUGGCGUGGCCCCGUCUGGCGCCGCAAAGGACGGCAGCGCGAACUUUAGAGAGACGAGGACAAAGGCGAAGCAGUUUACCACCUUGAAUGGCAGGACGGUCAUCAUUAAAGAUUCUUUCGUGUAUACGAACAAAGGCUUCAAGACUCUAAACCAGGUGCAGUUGCUUAGUGAUUCGCUGUAUUUUCCGGACUGGAUUGAUGCGAAUCCUUGGCUGGUGUACAGUAUUUCAAAGCCACUGAUUGGGAAUGUGGAAACGAUCAAGAUCCUUCCUGCUGUACCAGAUGAGAAGCUUCCAACUCGCUCCUCAUCGCCUUUGGGCCCAAAGCGAAACGGGUCAACAUCGGCGAAGAAAAAGGACAUCAAGUCAUUCGCAGAUUUGCUGAACAGUUUCCCCUUGAUCGCGCGACAGAUGCAGCCAGGACUAGAGAGAUUAUUCAAAGAGUUCUCUAAAGAGUUUGAGAAACCUCUGCCCGCACUACCAGCUGAAAGAUCCACAUCGCCUCUGUCAACACGUCGCAGAAGUGGCUCCGGUUCUUCAACCGAAAGUCGCGCAACUUCAACGCACAGCAGCCUUGCCAAUGGGCAUUACGUGUCCGAGCUUGAAAUUAGCGAUGAGGAGGAAAUGAUGCGGCGUGCCCUUGAGACUGCUGUGACCGCCGCGAUCGAUAUGUUCCAAAUGGUCGACAAGCAACAGCUCUCGCUCUUGGGCUCGACUACAGAUUUGACCGGCACGAUGGUCGAGCGCAUGAUCGAACGCUACGUCACAGAGCAGUUCCACCAUCAGAUCCUUUUCCCGCGCAUGUGUGCCAUACGAAAAUCCGACGACCAGGAAUUGGAAGGUCGAAUAAGACAGAUGCAGGAUAUUGAUAUUUCGCAAGUUGGGCUAUCGGUCAAUCAAGAUCACCAUGCAAAGAAGGAGCUGGGCAUCCGGUUGUCUAAAGGAGUGGAUGUAUUCAAGAAGAUAGGCGUAGCGUCCAGUCCUCAGGAGAUGCUCGAAAUCCUGCUUGAGACAGAGAAGGCAAUCACAAAACCAGUGCUAGAAAAGCGACAAACAGAGCCUGCGAAUGGAGUUGGCUCAGAUGCAGCUGACAGAGACUCAGAGAAAACGGAUGACUCAAUGCUGACUACGAGCGCUGACACGCUGGUCUCUCUACUUCUGGUUGUCGUAAUCCGCGCUCCUGUGCGGUAUUUGAAUGCGCGGCUGUCGUAUAUGCGACAUUUUAUAUUUAUUGACGACGUUGAGAGCGGCGAAGCCGGAUAUGCGCUAAGCACUUUCGAGGCCGUGCUUUCAUAUCUGGUUCGCGAUUCUGUCGGUAUCCGUAGAGCAAGCAGAAGAAACCGCAGGUUGUGGGAGGCGUCCAAGGCCGGAAAUGUUGCCGAGAUGAAGAGGAUUUUAGAACCAGAUUCGAACAGCGAUGAUGGCGCAUCGAUGCUAUUUUCCCCUGACCCUGAAAUUGAGCAGCAUAUGGCGCAAUUCAGAUUUCCAGGGCCGAGUUCACUCAGUGGUACCACGAUCAACGGAGACUCGUCGGAAGCAGCAACUGGGCCACGUGUGCAAUUCGCUUAUGAAGAUAUACACGCCUCGCUUGAGCAUGUAUUCCCGUGGCAGAAGCUUGAAAACGCCGGGAACAGGCCAAAGGUUAAGAAACGAGUAUCUUUACAGUCACAUAGCACGUCAAGUUCUUCAGCCUAUUCAAUAACGUCACUGCCCGAGACGAUCAUGUCGCACACAAGCGGGCUAGAAGCAGAUACCUCGAUUGAAACGCUUGCCAGAACACAAGGUCCUGAUGGCGACUCAGUCAUGAUGAUGGCCGUGGAGGGCGGGCAUGAUGCUGCUGUCCGGUAUCUACUAAGUCUUGAACAAUAUUUUCCUCUUGAAAGAGUGAUUGAAGAUGAGAACAAUGACGGAACCACAUUACUUUCCGCUGCCAUCCAGGGCGGUCAUCCAAGAGUCAUUGAUACGAUCCUUGACUUCAUCAUCGAUCACACGGAUGAUCUGGAUACGUUACGGGACUACAUUGCAAGACAAGAUAAAAACGGACGCUGCGCAGCACACUAUCUAUUCCACUAUCCUCGACUCAUUGGACGAAUUGGCAGUUUGAUCCCGUGGAAACUUAAGGACAAAAACGGACAAACCCCUUUGUUCGCGUUGUGCAGGUCUUACGACCACGAAGAGUAUACCUGGAUGGUGGACACGGCUCUGACGGCCGCAACGGCAGCUCAAGGGGAUGGUAAAUCUCUUCAUCUAGACGAUCAUGUAGACAAUAAGGGCAACACACUUUUGCAUAUCGUCAAUGAUCCACAGAUGGCAUCAAAGCUACUGUAUCAAUGCGAUUCGGAUGUAAACGCUGCGAACGAUAAGCAAUUUACACCACUCAUGGUUGCUAGUAAAUAUGGUCGUACGGAUAUGGUGCGCACCCUCUUUGGCGACCCGAGGGUGGAUUUUCAUGCGAAAGAUCUACGUGGCCUUACAGCGACAGAACUUGCCAAGGACGAUGAUGUGCGGAAUCGCAUUGAUGACCUCGUGUUGUUGGCUUCCCCGCCAGGACAAGGCGAGCGCAUUACAACCGUGGUUCGCGCAUAUUUCGUGGAAGAUGGUACAGUGCGUUUUAUCGUCAAAUCUGGGGCCCAAAAUCCAAACUCAACAAUUACUGUAACGACAUCUCGGCGCGGUCUCGCCGACUUCGAGGAUUUGGCGCGAUGGCUGUCUCUUGAAAAUCCGGCCUCGUGGGUUCCUGCCAUUGUGAACACCCACUCGCCUUUUUUAAUCCCCUCCAAACCUUCCAAGGCAGUAGCACGGGAUAUGCAACUUCGCUUUGACACAUUCCUCAAGACGCUGUUAUCACACUCCACAUUUGCUACACAUGAGAUGGUAUGGGAGUUUUUUCUCGUGCCUGAUAUGGAUCCUGCUAUGCUUGCUGAACGCAGCAGGAUGAAAGCGGAGACGCGCGCGGAAAUGGUGAAAGAUGAAUUCGACCCCAUCACUGAUGUGCGUGAAGUCGAAGUCUUCAUCGGCCACGCCAAGGACUCCGUCCGUGGUGUACACCACUCCACCAAAUCCGUUCUCCGUCGCGUUAAUCGCCUACGCCUAGCGCAGUCUGAUAUCUACGAUGCUUCGAAUCUUGCUUCUACUAGUCUGUCAACACUCGCUUUCUUACCUGAAGAACACAAACUUGCCUUCAAACGAUACGUUAAGACGCUGGCCCAGCCAGAAUUCUCACCUACAGCGGGAUUCUACUAUUCAAUGCACGCCAUCAGUACCACCAUCACGGCGGUGCUUGCGGCACUUACACGACCCACCGAUUUAAUCCAGAAGAUGAAUCUGGCGCAGAAAGCUAUCGAUCGACAGAACCAAUCGCUCCGGCGAUCGGACCGCUGGCCAACCUCCCUCUCGCUUCUAGAUGAAACUCGCGCCCGCAUGCAGCGCGAUGCUCUGGACAAAUUAGACGCUGCGCAGAGGGAAAAGGAUGACUUGGGUAGAGAGUUAAGAUAUACUCAAGGUGUCGUCGCUGGAGAACUGGCGGCAUGGCAAGGCGAACGUCUCAAAUGGGGUAAGAAUGCCUGCAAAGAGUUCGCGAGACGGAUGAUUGUUUUAGAGAAAGCUAGACUAGAGGGCAUGAGGCGCGCACUAAGGAUUGUGGGCGUGGAAGAGGGAACUAGGAGUAGCGGCAGAGUUUUUGGAGCUGCUGCGAGGCAAGCGAGGGUGGAGAGAUUGAAGAAGAUACCUUUGCCACCUACUGCGGACACCACGGAUCUCUGAAAUGUAAUUUGUUUUUCUUAUUUCUUCACUUAGACAGUCCGCUUAGAUAUCGUAUAUUCUUGUGUCUAAUUCUAUA